AUGGAGAUUGUAUUCUUGUUUCUCCACUCCCAAUUAAGCCAAGGUCUUAUUGACGACAUGAGCAUAUCUUACUCUGUUAGAAGCAUGAAUUGUUUCCCUUGUUGUGCACCUAAGAAAGGCCAAAGCAAGAGGGAGCUUGGUUCUCCACCCCCGGAACCAGAACCGGUUACAACAGUAGAGUCACCCGCUGAAGUGAAGAAACAAAAGCCUGAGGAACCAAUGCCACCAGCUGCUGCCGCAACAACUACAACUGCUCAAGCUUUCACAUUCCGUGAGCUAGCAACGGCAACAAAGAAUUUCCGACAGGAAUGCCUCUUGGAUGAAGGAGGUUAUGGCAGAAUAUACAAAGGGACAAUUCCUACCACCGGCAAGAAUGUGGCCGUGAUGCAACUCGACCGAAAUGGGAUGCAAGGCAAAGAGGAAUUCCUGGCUGAUGUUACAGAACUAAAUGCCUUGCAGCAUGAAAAUCUGGUCAGUCUCAUUGGUUAUUGUGCCGAUGGAGAUCAACGUCUUUUGGUGUACGAGUAUUUCUCCGGGCGCACUCUAGAAGAGCGUCUUUUUGAGAAUAAAGCGGAUGAAGGAACAUUAAGUUGGUUUGACAGAAUGAAAAUAGUAGCGGCUGCUUCUAAAGGACUAGAGUACUUGCACGAGAGUGCGAACCCCCCAGUUAUAUUCAGGGACAUGAAAGCGUCGAGCAUCUUGGUGGACAAUGAUUUCAAUGCCAAACUACGUGAUUUUGGAAUAGGAAAGCUUUCUGGUGGAGACAAGAUGAGCAAUGGACCUCCAAGAAUUAUGGGUAGCUAUGGUUACUGUGCUCCGGAGUACGUAAAAGGAGGUCAAGUCAACCUGAAAUCUGACGUAUACAGUUUCGGAGUUGUCUUGCUAGAGCUCAUUACUGGACGAAGAGCCGUUGACACCACAAAACCAAAUGAAGAGCAAAAUCUCGUUCCAUGGGCAACACCCUUAUUCAGGGAUCCGAAAAGAUAUCCAGAAAUGGCAGAUCCUCUUCUUAAUAUGAAUUUCCCAGCAAAGGAUCUGAAUCAAGUUGUUGCAAUAGCAUCCAUGUGCUUACAGGAGGAAGCAGACGCUCGUCCUUUGAUCAGUGACGUUGUAACUGCUCUAAGUUUCCUUUCCACUCCACCUGCUCCUCCCCCAAAGAGUAGUGCUGGUGAAGGCGAAGGUGGAUCAGUAUCUAGAAAGGGGAGUCGUAAAUCAUCCAGCAGUAGGAAAUCGGGUGAGUUAAGCCAGAAGAGCAGCAAAAAAUCUUCACUGAAGGAGUUAAGCCAGAAGAGCAGCAAAAAGUCUUCCUCCAAAGAUUCAAGCAAGAAAAGCAGCAGCAGAAAAUCUUCCAUCAGAGAUUUAGGCAAGAGCAGUAAAAAAUCUUCUGGCAGAGUUUCAAGCCAUAAGAGUAGCAAAGAAUCGGACGAUGGAAGCGUUUCCUCAAGCUGCCGUAGCAGCAGCGUGGCAUCAGAAGAUGAAAGGUCUCUGUCAGGGCGAAGCAGCAUGAGGCUAUCAACAGGAAGUGAUCAUAGCUCCAGCAGAAGGUCAGAAGAUGAGAGCCGUCACUUAGUUGAACGUGCAUGCAGCGUUGGAUCUUCUGGUUGUUUACGCAACCGAUCAUUAGCACCUGUACGGAAACCCUCCCUUCCCCACUUUCUCUUACCUUUUUGCUCCCGACUUAUUCUUUCUGCCUUCGGUUUCACACACCUCCACAAAAUGGAUGAAUGGAAGAGAGACGCACACAUUCCAGCGUUUGGGAACUGGGAUUUCACCAAUGAGUUCCCCAUCACUCGCUAUUUCGAGUGUGCCACACAGCCCCGUCCACUUCGUUACACUUCUUCCUCCGCUGAAACUCGUCUCCGUAGCAAUCCUCGUGCCCUUCGAAAUUAUAGCAAACAGGAUACGAGGAACAAGGGAAGGAGGUGCCAGCAUGUUAAUGCCAACAGAGGAAGAGUGUACGACGUAAGUGAACAGUCAAAGAAGCCAAAUGGAAUAAAGAAGCACAGGCAGGUGCACGACACCGUUCCACGAACUACAAAACCCGUUGACGAAGAUCUCUAUAAGAUCCCUCCCGAACUACUCCAUACUUCCAACAAACGGAAGAAAAUUAUGGGGUUCAUUUCCAAGUGUCUUGUACUGCUUGUGUGUCAUGAGCAUUGCUGA
This is a messenger RNA of Sphenostylis stenocarpa, 2163 nucleotides long. Lineage: Eukaryota; Viridiplantae; Streptophyta; Magnoliopsida; Fabales; Fabaceae. The record is from the annotation of a GenBank genome assembly.